UUGAAGGAGAUGGAGAGCAAGCUGAAUGACAUGAGGAAGAGAUCUCUCACAUCCACCCGGUCACUGCCAACCAUGGGUUCCACGGGAGAGAUCGAGAGAGAACCGAGCCAGGACAGUCUCCAGAUGGCAGACGACGACGACGGUUGCCACGACGACCACGUCAACAACGACGCGGUUGCCGAGGACGACGACGAUGCUGAGAUCAUGAUCAACUUUCCGCGCGCGACGCUCGACCUAUCGGAAAUGUCGCCCGCGUCGGUGUCGCCAUCUGUUGGCGGCGGCCGGCGUGACAGGAACGACGAGCACCUGCACAACCUUAGGAACCAG
Molecule: messenger RNA, 327 nt
Organism: Priapulus caudatus
Lineage: Eukaryota; Metazoa; Priapulida; Priapulimorpha; Priapulimorphida; Priapulidae
Product: FERM domain-containing protein 4A-like
Biological process (GO): establishment of epithelial cell polarity
Source: RefSeq, a predicted model, not a curated record